UCAAAGUAGUCGUAGCACCAUAACCAUAAUUUGGGUGAGAGUUAAAACGUGUCCAUAUUGAAAAUUACUACGCAGAAACUUCGGACUCUCAAACAAACAAACCCAACAACAAGCAAAAGUCAUCUUCUUCCUUUCGCCCUAAUUCCCCAUUUUCUCUCUCCUCUUUCCAGAAUCUCAUCAUUCAUCUUUCUCCUUUUUCUUUGAUCUCCCCGAUUUCCUCUUAUGGCGACUACCGGUCACAACAAUCUCAAUGCUAAAUUGGUUCUUCUCGGUGAUAUGGGAGCUGGAAAAUCCAGCGUUGUACUUCGGUUUGUUAAAGGUCAAUUCCUCGAAUUCCAGGAAUCGACGAUCGGAGCAGCGUUUUUCUCGCAGACAUUAGCAGUAAAUGACGCCACAGUGAAGUUUGAGAUAUGGGAUACUGCUGGUCAAGAAAGGUACCACAGUUUGGCUCCUAUGUAUUACAGAGGUGCUGCCGCCGCGAUUAUCGUAUACGACAUUACUACCCAGGAGUCUUUUUCUCGUGCUAAGAAAUGGGUACAAGAACUUCAGAAGCAAGGGAAUCCAAAUAUGGUAAUGGCACUUGCAGGGAACAAAGCUGAUUUAGAAGAAAAGAGGGUUGUUUCAGCAGAAGAGGCACGUACAUAUGCUGAAGAAAAUGGUCUCUUCUUUAUGGAAACAUCAGCAAAAACAGCUCAGAAUGUUAAUGAGAUAUUCUAUGAAAUAGCCAAAAGAUUACCAAGGGCCCAAAUGCCACAGAAUCCAGCUGGAAUGGUUCUUGUUGACCGGCAGGGAGAUGCAGCCAGAGCUUCAUCAUGCUGUUCUUAAGUAUUCUGUACUGAGCUUUGCUUCGUCUAUGAUGUUCAUAUGCAGGAACAGGUCUGUUUCAGAGUAGGAGAGGUGACAAGAUUCCAGGGCUGUUGUUGAGUGGAUAAUAUAUAUGCAUAGCCGUUGUUUCGUUUGUGUCCGUGUAAUUUGUAAAUUUGGCGUGAUUGAAUCUGUUUUUAUUGUUACUGCAUAAAUUUCAUCAUAGCUGUUUAUGUAUGAAAGAUUAAUGGCUUGUUUAAUGAAGAAAUCAAGUCAUAAUUGUGGACAGCCUGGAGUUUCACAUUUA
Chenopodium quinoa (quinoa) is the source of this 1111-nucleotide messenger RNA. Its product is annotated as ras-related protein RHN1-like. Bases 223 to 825 code for a protein of 200 amino acids. The record is from RefSeq and is a predicted model, not a curated record. The transcript has 8 exons. NCBI's taxonomy places the organism in Eukaryota, Viridiplantae, Streptophyta, Magnoliopsida, Caryophyllales, Amaranthaceae. Gene Ontology annotation, molecular function: GTPase activity; GTP binding.